Rodentolepis nana is the source of this 738-nucleotide messenger RNA. The record is from the annotation of a GenBank genome assembly. NCBI's taxonomy places the organism in Eukaryota, Metazoa, Platyhelminthes, Cestoda, Cyclophyllidea, Hymenolepididae.
AUGGAGUUCGUGAAUUUUCUUUUGCGAGGAGCACUUCUUCGGGGUCUAAUAGUUCAAAUUUCUCCGUUUCUUCUGUCAGUGGAUGUUGGUUAUCACACCACUCUUCUGGUUCAUAAGGUAAAGGUGUUGGAGGUUGUGGAGAAACAGCAUAGAGUAGAUCAGGACUUCCAGCAUGCAGGGGAUUUGCAGUAUAAAUCUCUGCGUUUCUCCCGUUCAUGGAGGAGGAACCGUUUCCAUUCAGCCCUUUGUCUAAAAGAAAUUUCGCAGGAUGGUCGUCUGAAACGGGCUUCCGGCUUGCCGAAGCCAUCAUUCCUCUUUGCCUCAUUCGUCUUCUGCCUUCGCUGGAAGAAUCCGCAGCAGUAUAGAGAUGCGAUGAGUCCAAAGAGAAGCAUAAUUCCACAAACAAUACCAACAAUAAUCGGCCAGAGUGGGAUUCUGGAGCGGUAUUUUCCUGGCACUCCCCGAAACACGACUAUUUGUGGAAGCUCAUAAAAUGGUGAUUCAUCCGGAAAAUCGAACCGCGCUUCGGGAUAGUUGAGAAGGACCUUUGGUGGCUCUCCCCAAUCCAAAAUACUCAGUUUGGUCACGAACUUGACAUCAGGAAGCUGCUUUUUGAAGAAAGUGGGUGUCCAUAGCCAUCCCGUUAGACUGACACGAACUGUACCUGCUCGAGGAAGUUUAUUGAGUCUGCAAACAACUCUAGCGCAGACGAUAUUGAAAUCCAGCUCAUUUCCGUAA